ACUUCAGCCUGGGAAGUCCUUUACCUCCCAGUAGGCCUGGCGAGCUCCAUCACAACAUUCAAGAUUCACCCUGGAGCCAUCUGGGAAACUUUCUUUUCCAGCUCGCCCUGCGUCCUCGCCUCCCCACCCCGUGCUUCUCGAGUCGGGUGAGCUGUCUAGUUCCAUCAGAGACCGCACGGCCGCAGGGGUGGCCGGUUAUUUACGGUUCUACUGGGCCCGACAGGCGUCUGGGGAGCCGAGCAGUUGCCGACGCCCGGCACUAACCGCUGCAUGCAGCAGGAGCCUCAAGUCCAGGCCGGAAGUGAAAGGGCAGGGAGUGGGUCCUCCCGGGAUCGCAGGCGCAGAGCGGCCUCUGGUCACGUGAUUCGCCGAUAGUCACGCGGGCGCCGCUCACCUGACCAGGGUCUCACGUGGCCAGGCCUCUCCGAGAGGGGAGACCGGCGGGCCAUGGCAAGCUCCAGGCUUUGGUUUUCGCUGCUGCUGGCGGCAGCGUUCGCAGGACGGGCGACCGCCCUCUGGCCCUGGCCUCAGAACAUCCAAACCUCCGACCAGCGCUACGUCCUUUAUCCGAACAACUUUCAAUUCCAGUACGAUAUCAGCUCCGCCGCGCAGCCUGGCUGCUCAGUCCUCGACGAGGCCUUCCAGCGCUAUCGUGACCUGCUUUUCGGUUCCGGGUCUUGGCCCCGUCCUUACCGCACAGGAAAACGGCAUACACCUGAGAAGAAUGUGUUGGUUGUCUCUGUAGUCACACCUGGAUGUAACCAGCUUCCUACUUUGGAGUCGGUAGAGAAUUAUACCCUGACCAUAAAUGAUGACCAGUGUUUACUCCUCUCUGAGACUGUCUGGGGAGCUCUCCGAGGUCUGGAGACUUUUAGCCAGCUUGUUUGGAAAUCUGCUGAGGGCACAUUCUUUAUCAACAAGACUGAGAUCGAGGACUUUCCCCGCUUUCCUCACCGGGGCUUGCUGUUGGAUACAUCUCGCCAUUACCUACCACUCUCUAGCAUCCUGGACACACUGGAUGUCAUGGCGUACAAUAAAUUGAACGUGUUCCACUGGCAUCUGGUAGAUGAUCCUUCCUUCCCAUAUGAGAGCUUCACUUUUCCAGAGCUCAUGAGAAAGGGGUCCUACAACCCUGUCACCCACAUUUACACAGCACAGGAUGUGAAGGAGGUCAUUGAAUACGCACGGCUCCGGGGUAUCCGUGUGCUUGCAGAGUUUGACACUCCUGGCCACACUUUGUCUUGGGGACCAGGUAUCCCUGGAUUACUGACUCCUUGCUACUCUGGGUCUGAGCCCUCUGGCACCUUUGGACCAGUGAAUCCCAGUCUCAACAAUACCUAUGAGUUCAUGAGCACAUUCUUCUUGGAGAUCAGCUCUGUCUUCCCAGAUUUUUAUCUUCAUCUUGGAGGAGAUGAGGUUGAUUUCACCUGCUGGAAGUCCAACCCAGAUAUCCAAGACUUUAUGAGGAAGAAAGGCUUCGGUGAGGACUUCAAGCAGUUGGAGUCCUUCUACAUCCAGACGCUGCUGGACAUCGUCUCUUCUUAUGGCAAGGGCUAUGUGGUGUGGCAGGAGGUGUUUGAUAAUAAAGUAAAGAUUCGACCAGACACAAUCAUACAGGUGUGGCGAGAAGAGAUUCCAGUGAACUAUAUGAAGGAGCUGGAACUGGUCACCAAGGCCGGCUUCCGGGCCCUUCUCUCCGCCCCCUGGUACCUGAACCGUAUAUCCUACGGCCCUGACUGGAAGGAUUUCUACAUAGUGGAACCCCUGGCAUUUGAAGGUACCCCUGAGCAGAAGGCUCUCGUGAUUGGUGGAGAGGCUUGUAUGUGGGGAGAAUAUGUGGACAACACAAACCUGGUCCCCAGGCUCUGGCCCAGAGCAGGGGCUGUUGCCGAAAGGCUGUGGAGCAACAAGUUGACAUCUGACCUGACAUUUGCCUAUGAACGUUUGUCACACUUCCGCUGUGAGUUGCUGAGGCUGCAAGGGAGACGAACGUGUUUGAGGCUCAGGGGAAACGCUCCAGCCUUUGGAGGUGUGCGUGCUUGCGUGUGCCUGUGUAUGCCAGUGUGUGCAGUGGGGAUUAGCUCCAACUCUGGCAGACACCAUCACGCAUGACGAAGCUGCUUCCCCUCACGCGGCCCA
Molecule: messenger RNA, 2139 nt
Organism: Macaca mulatta (Rhesus monkey)
Lineage: Eukaryota; Metazoa; Chordata; Mammalia; Primates; Cercopithecidae
Source: RefSeq, a predicted model, not a curated record